Messenger RNA from Oncorhynchus gorbuscha (pink salmon), 2864 nucleotides. RefSeq lists its product as uncharacterized. The record is from RefSeq and is a predicted model, not a curated record. Lineage: Eukaryota; Metazoa; Chordata; Actinopteri; Salmoniformes; Salmonidae. Gene Ontology annotation, cellular component: RNA polymerase II transcription regulator complex. The transcript has 4 exons. The coding region runs from base 449 to 1528 and encodes 359 amino acids. Gene Ontology annotation, molecular function: transcription coactivator activity. Gene Ontology annotation, biological process: positive regulation of transcription by RNA polymerase II.
GCAGAGGGUAUAUAUAUGUUUUGUAAUGUUCACAGCAUUUCCUCAACUGCAGAGGGUAUAUAUAUGUUUUGUAAUGUUCACAGCAUUUCCUCAACUGCAGAGGGUAUAUAUAUGUUUUGUAAUGUUCAACAGCACAGCAUUUCCUCAACUGCAGAGGGUAUAUAUAUGUUUUGUAAUGUUCACAACAUUUCCUCUUACUGUGUGUAUAUAUAUAUAUAUACACAUGUCCUUUACUGGUCAGGUGUGUCAUUAAUGCCUAAUGAUACUUGUUCAGUACAAAAACGUUAUUGAAAGUUGCACAUAGAAAUACCACUAAAUAGAGCCAACGUGAUUCCUUACUGUAUACGUCAGAGGUGAGCGUUUGUUCUAAAUAGCAUAUUUCUAUCUGAACGUACCCCUACGGUACAUUUAAUUUGUAAUAUAAACAAACUUCCAGUAGUGUGUUUAUAUGUUGUAUGGGUGGAAACUAAACCAUAUCCCUGGCAUGGUGUACCGUGGCCCCAGUAGGAAACUAAACCAUAUCCCUGGCAUGGUGUACAGUGGCCCCAGUAGGAAACUAAACCAUAUCCCUGGCAUGGUGUACAGUGGCCCCAGUAGGAAACUAAACCAUAUCCCUGGCAUGGUGUACAGUGGCCCCAGUAGGAAACUAAACCAUAUCCCUGGCAUGGUGUACAGUGGCCCCAGUAGGAAACUAAACCAUAUCCCUGGCAUGGUGUACAGUGGCCCCAGUAGGAAACUAAGCCAUAUCCCUGGCAUGGUGUACAGUGGCCCCAGUAGGAAACUAAACCAUAUCCCUGGCAUGGUGUACAGUGGCCCCAGUAGGAAACUAAACCAUAUCCCUGGCAUGGUGUACAGUGGCCCCAGUAGGAAACUAAACCAUAUCCCUGGCAUGGUGUACAGUGGCCCCAGUAGGAAACUAAACCAUAUCCCUGGCAUGGUGUACAGUGGCCCCAGUAGGAAACUAAACCAUAUCCCUGGCAUGGUGUACAGUGGCCCCAGUAGGAAACUAAACCAUAUCCCUGGCAUGGUGUACCGUGGCCCCAGUAGGAAACUAAACCAUAUCCCUGGCAUGGUGUACAGUGGCCCCAGUAGGAAACUAAACCAUAUCCCUGGCAUGGUGUACAGUGGCCCCAGUAGGAAACUAAACCAUAUCCCUGGCAUGGUGUACAGUGGCCCCAGUAGGAAACUAAACCAUAUCCCUGGCAUGGUGUACCGUGGCCCCAGUAGGAAACUAAACCAUAUCCCUGGCAUGGUGUACAGUGGCCCCAGUAGGAAACUAAACCAUAUCCCUGGCAUGGUGUACAGUGGCCCCAGUAGGAAACUAAACCAUAUCCCUGGCAUGGUGUACAGUGGCCCCAGUAGGAAACUAAACCAUAUCCCUGGCAUGGUGUACAGUGGCCCCAGUAGGAAACUAAACCAUAUCCCUGGCAUGGUGUACAGUGGCCCCAGUAGGAAACUAAACCAUAUCCCUGGCAUGGUGUACAGUGGCCCCAGUAGGAAACUAGACCAUAUCCCUGGCAUGGUGUAGUGGCCCCAGCAGGAAACUAAACCAUAUCCCUGGCAUGGUGUAGUGGCCCCAGUAGGAGACUAAGCCAUAUCCCUGGCAUGGUGUACAGUGGCCCCAGUAGGAAACUAAACCAUAUCCCUGGCAUGGUGUACAGUGGCCCCAGUAGGAAACUAAACCAUAUCCCUGGCAUGGUGUACAGUGGCCCCAGUAGGAAACUAAACCAUAUCCCUGGCAUGGUGUACAGUGGCCCCAGUAGGAAACUAAACCAUAUCCCUGGCAUGGUGUACAGUGGCCCCAGUAGGAAACUAAACCAUAUCCCUGGCAUGGUGUACAGUGGCCCCAGUAGGAAACUAAACCAUAUCCCUGGCAUGGUGUAGUGGCCCCAGUAGGAAACUAAACCAUAUCCCUGGCAUGGUGUAGUGGCCCCAGUAGGAAACUAAACCAUAUCCCUGGCAUGGUGUAGUGGCCCCAGUAGGAAACUAAACCAUAUCCCUGGCAUGGUGUAGUGGCCCCAGUAGGAAACUAAACCAUAUCCCUGGCAUGGUGUACAGUGGCCCCAGUAGGAAACUAAACCAUAUCCCUGGCAUGGUGUAGUGGCCCCAGCAGGAAACUAAACCAUAUCCCUGGCAUGGUGUAGUGGCCCCAGUAGGAGACUAAGCCAUAUCCCUGGCAUGGUGUACAGUGGCCCCAGUAGGAAACUAAACCAUAUCCCUGGCAUGGUGUACAGUGGCCCCAGUAGGAAACUAAACCAUAUCCCUGGCAUGGUGUACAGUGGCCCCAGUAGGAAACUAAACCAUAUCCCUGGCAUGGUGUACAGUGGCCCCAGUAGGAAACUAAACCAUAUCCCUGGCAUGGUGUACAGUGGCCCCAGUAGGAAACUAAACCAUAUCCCUGGCAUGGUGUACAGUGGCCCCAGUAGGAAACUAAACCAUAUCCCUGGCAUGGUGUAGUGGCCCCAGUAGGAAACUAAACCAUAUCCCUGGCAUGGUGUAGUGGCCCCAGUAGGAAACUAAACCAUAUCCCUGGCAUGGUGUAGUGGCCCCAGUAGGAAACUAAACCAUAUCCCUGGCAUGGUGUAGUGGCCCCAGUAGGAAACUAAACCAUAUCCCUGGCAUGGUGUACAGUGGCCCCAGUAGGAAACUAAACCAUAUCCCUGGCAUGGUGUACAGUGGCCCCAGUAGGAAACUAAACCAUAUCCCUGGCAUGGUGUACCGUGGCCCCAGUAGGAAACUAAACCAUAUCCCUGGCAUGGUGCCACGUACUACCAACUGACCCAGUUAUUUCCAGUCCAUCAGUCCCAGGACAAUAGUUUAUAUUCAAACUGUCAGCCUGUGUGUAAUAAAACAAUCUGCCCUUC